Notolabrus celidotus (New Zealand spotty) is the source of this 10141-nucleotide messenger RNA. RefSeq names its product thyroid hormone receptor interactor 11 (gene trip11). Gene Ontology annotation, molecular function: small GTPase binding. The record is from RefSeq and is a predicted model, not a curated record. NCBI's taxonomy places the organism in Eukaryota, Metazoa, Chordata, Actinopteri, Labriformes, Labridae. The coding region runs from base 461 to 6409 and encodes 1982 amino acids. Gene Ontology annotation, biological process: Golgi organization; endoplasmic reticulum to Golgi vesicle-mediated transport. Gene Ontology annotation, cellular component: Golgi apparatus. The transcript has 21 exons.
GCACCGCGGCCCUCUCUGUGUCCACGUCAAACCUGACAGCCGCAGCCGAGCUGAUAAUAAUGGCUGCAGUUGAGGUGGCACUUUCUGGACGCUGUGUUGUUCUGAGGGGCUGAAUACCUCCUGAAAACCUCCUCCAGGACUCUAAGUGGACUACAGGGACCUGAAUCCUGAUCCGUUAUUUGACCCAGGAGCCGGUCUGUCGCCAUGUUUGGUCGGUUAGUUAGCUAGCUUGAUAAAUUCCUCCAGGCGGCCGAUCAGCUGUGAUUACCUGAGUUAAUGAGUCUCUGUGCCUCAGAACCACUUCCUCUAAGACCCUUAAACCUGAUCUACAUGUUUCUGUAGAGUCCAGUUCACAGCUUCAUGACACAGUCCUCAGAUCCGGAGUCUAAGCUAAGCUAGUUAGCCCCGACCCCUCGUCCUCCUCGGCCCCGCUUUGUUGUUGUUGGGACGCCCGGAGGAGAUGACAUCGUGGCUGGGUGGGAUCGGCUCCGGCCUGGGUCAGUCCCUGGGCCAGGUCGGAGGGAGCCUGACCUCUCUAUCGGGACAGAUCUCCAACUUUACCAAAGACAUGCUGCUGGAAGGGGUGGAGGAAGUAGGAGAUGCUGCCACAGAGCUGCAGGUGUCCAAUUCCAGGUUGGCUGAAGUGGAAGCUGCGUUCGGCUCGCAGAAAUCUGAGCACGAGCGAUUAAAGAAGCUUUAUGCAGAGCUGGAGGAGAAGCAUGAGGCGUCUGAGAUCCAGAUUAAAGGACAGUCCGCAGAGUACAGAUCCCUGCUGCAGCAGAAAGACGUGGAGAUCAGUCACCUGAAAGCUCGGCAGAACGGACUCCAGGAAGAAUUCCAGAAGCUGCAGCAGUCGGCUCAGUCGGCGUCCGGCGGUCCCGCGAUGCUCCCCGUCACCACCUCCGCCUCGUCCACCACCUCCUCGUCCGUCUCCUCGUACCUGUCCCGGCCCUCGGGGGCCCACCAGGGCUUCCACGGCGAUGAAAUGGACUUCAGCGACGUCCUCUGGUCGCAGCAGGAGAUCAACCGGCUGUCGUCUGAAGUCAUGCGUCUGGAGUCGGAGGUGGCUCACUGGAGGAGGAUGUCUCAGGCGUCCUCGGCUGCAGGAGGAGGAAACGGUGACCAGAGUGAGAUUCUCAAACUUCAAAGAACUAUAAAGGGGCUGCGGGAGGAGAUGAGCAGCGAGGUGGAUGAACACCAGCAUGAACUGGCCGCUCUGCAGGACGCUCAGCGGCAGAAGCUGGCCGACAUCACGCGGCGGCACAGAGAGGAGCUGGCCGAGUACGAAGAGAGGAUAGAGGAGCUGGAGGAGCAGAUGCAGAGCGGUGGAGGCCGAGCAGCUUCCUCAUCAGACGCCUCCAAACUCGUGGAUCUCCAGCGGACCGUCAGCUCCCUGCAGGCUGACACGGACAAACACGAGAAGCAGGUGACGGAGGCGUCCGCACAGCUGGAGGAGGCGCAGCAGAAACAGGCCUCGCUGCAGCUGGAGAAGGAGGAAGUCCAGGAGGAGAACGCCGAGCUGCUGCAGAACUACACACGGCUGCAGGCCUCCGUGGUGGAGCUUCAGACCCGGGUCCAGGAGCAGGAGGGGAAGGCUCUGCAGAAAGCUCAGCUGGACCACGAGAUCCAAGUGCUGAGGAAAAACCUCACAGACGCAGAAUCAGAAAUAGAGAGACUGAGAAACCUGUCGGAGGGGGAACCAAAGGAAGAGGUGGAGCAUGCAGACAUAUUAGAGCUGAACACCAUCAUCGGGACGUUGAGACAAGAAAAGGAAACCAUAGAAGAAGAAAAGCUCAACCUGCAGGAGAGACUGAAAGAAGCAGAGGAACAAGCACUAAGCAGUAAGGAGGCGGAGUCUUCUGAUCCCGAGGCGUUGGAGGAUCUGAAGGCGGAGCUCCAGAGGAGAGAGACGGCGCUGAGGAACACGGAGGAGGAGAGAGACACUCUGAUGUCAGAGCUGGAGGAGUUAGACCGACAGAACCAGGAAGCAACGCAGCACAUGAUCUCAGUGAAGGAGCAGCUCAGCCUGCAGCUGAAGGAGUCAGAGACCGAACUGAACAGACUGACCGCAGAGCUCGACUCCACCAAAGACAAGAAGAAGGCUCUGGAGCGAGAGCUGGAGGGCCAACAGGAGAAGAUGAGCCAGAGCGCCUUCACCCUGAACGACCUGCACAUGAGCAAACAGCAGCUGGAGGCCACGGUGAAGGAGCUCAGAGACAAACUGGGACAGGCACACGAGCAGAGCAGGGACACACGCCGAGACGUCACAGAGCUGAGGAGGACUCUGCAGGAGAGAGAGGAGCAGCUGUCUGCGGCUAAAGCUGAGCUGGAUCAGACCGGGCAGAGGGGGACUGAAGCUCAGGGGACUGAAGACCAGCUGGCAGGGAAGGAGAGGGAGCUGUCAGAGCUCAGGAGGGAGGUGGAGGAGCUGAGGAGCUCUACGGAGAAGGUGAUGGGGGAGGACUACGAGUUAAAGAUGGAGAACAGGAGGUUGAAGGCAGAGAGCGAGGAUGCGAACAGGCAGGCGAAGGAAGGCCACGUGGGUCUGAACCGAACCGUGCGGGAGAAGGACACCCGUAUCGAAGCUCUGAAGCUGGAGAAGAACCAGCUGGAGGCUGAGCUGAGGCAGGCGGAGAGCACGCUGACGGAGCAGGCGAAGCAGUACCAGCAGACCAUCGAGGAGCUGACCAGAGCUCGCUCCAUGGACGCCUCGGCUCUGCAGACCGAGCACGAGCGAGCCAUCAAACUCAACCAAGAGAAGGACAUGGAGAUCUCUCAGCUGAAGAGAGACGUGGAGCAGCUAGCCUCCGAUCACAGGGACACCAACGAGAUGCUGUCCAUCACGGUGGCCGGGCAGAAACAGCUGACGGAUCUGCUGCAGGAGAAAGACAUCUUCAUGGACACGUUGAAACAGAACGCCUCAGACCUGCAGGCGGAGAUGGAGGACAGCAUUUCAGUUGCAACAAAGGAGGCUGAAUCUUUGAGGCAGGCGCUGGAGGAGAAGGACCGACAGCUGGGAGGCAUGAAGGAGGAGAACAGUCACCUAAAGGAGGAGAUCGAUCGACUCAGGGACCAGCAGAGCAGACCUCAGCCUCUGUCCGAGCCCAGGACCUUAGACAUCAUCACAGAGCUGGAGACGGAGAUCACGCAGCUCAAGUCCUCCAGAAACAGAGUGGAGGAGGAGGUCCAGACUCUGAGGAGGGCCACGGAGGAGCAGCAGGCCUCCCUCCUUCAGUCGCAGCAGUCCCUCCAGGCUCAGCAGAGCGAGCUGGAGCAGGCGCACGCUCGCAACCAGCAGACCACGCUGAACUACGACAGACUCAUCCACGCCAGAGACGAGGAGAUAUCACGCCUGCAGCAGCUCAGCGAGGGUCGAGGUCGAGCAGACUCUCCUCCUGUGCAGGGAGACGUCAUCCUGCAGGAGGAGAAAACUCAGACGCUCAAUCAGGAGAACGGGAACGAGAAGCACGACCUGUCGAAGGUGGAGAUCGAGAAACUGGUGAGAGGCAUCAAAGAGAAGGAGACGGAGAUCAGCCAGCUCAACGAGAAGAACCUCAUCCUCACCAAACAGCUGGAUCAGCUCGUGGUGUCUCGAGAUGAAGUGGGCAAACUCUCCCAGAUGAUCCGGCAGAAGGAUCUGGAGAUCCAGGCGCUUCAUGCCCGAGUGUCUUUGGGUGGAAACAGCAGUCAGGACGUCUUGUUCCUGCAGCAGCAGCUGCAGGCGUACGCGGUGGAGAGAGAGCAGGUCCUCGCCGUGCUCAACGAGAAGACCAGAGAGAACAGCCAGCUCCGCUCCGACUAUCACCGCCUCAUGGACAUCAUGGCGGGGAAGGAGGCGGCUCUGCUGAAGCUCCAGCAGGAGAACCAGCGCCUCUUCAACAUGAGCGACCCCUCAGGGAGCCAGGAGAUGUUCAAGGAGACCAUCCAGAACCUGUCCCGCAUCAUCCGGGAGAAGGACAUAGAGAUCGAUGCCUUGACCCAGAAGUGCCAAACCCUGGUGACCGUCCUGCAGGCCUCCGGGUCAGAGUCAGGACCCGGCUCCGGAGGCGUCAGCAGCAACCAGUUCGAGGAGCUGCUGCAGGAGAGGGACACGCUGAAGCAGCAGGUGAAGAAGAUGGAGGAGUGGAAGCAGCAGGUGAUCACCACGGUGAAGAACAUGCAGCACGAGUCGGCUCAGCUGCAGGAGGAGCUGAUCAAGCUGCAGGGUCAGGUGUCCGAAGACAGCGACUGCAGCUCCAAGCUGUCCGUGGACUACACGCGUCUGAUCCAGAGCUACGAGCAGAAGGAGAGGAGGCUGGGGACUCUGAGUCAGGAGCUGGCUCACGUGCAGCAGACCAUCACCCAGCUCAGCUCCACCAAAGACGUCCUGCUGGGUAAACUGGACAGCGUGGCACAGACUCCUGAAGUCGUAGCUGCUCAGUCCAGCGGACCCCUUCUCCAAGCUGGAGCCCCGAGCGGACCUCUUCUCAGGGCUGAAGCUCCCAGUGGACCGGCGUCUGAUGUUGAGACGCUGCAGGAGGAAAUUGUGAGAUUGCGAGCUCAGCUGGCUGAGAGAGAAAACACAAUCAGGACAAUCCAGGAGAACAACCACCGCCUCUCUAACUCGGCGUCCGCCUCCGAGAUGGAGCAGAGGAGUCAAGCCGAGGAGGUCCGGCAGAUCAGAGAGAGACUGGAGACCCUGCAGAGGUCCGUGAGGGAGAAAGACCUGCUCAUCAAAACCAAAGGAGACCAGCUGAGUCAGGUCAGCGAGUCGCUACGGAACCGCGAGAACGACAACGAGGUGCUGAAGCAGGCGGUGACCAACCUGAAGGAGCGGGCGCUGAUUCUGGAGCUGGACGCCAGGAAGCUGAAGGAGGAGAACGAGAUGGUGGCCUCGCGCUCGAGGGAGAAGGAGUCGGAGUUCAGAGCGCUGCAGGAAACCAACAUGCAGGUUUCUCUGCUGCUGAGGGAGAAGGAGUUCGAGCUGAGCGCCGUGAGCGAGAAGUCUGCGACCGUGGAGAGGAUGCUCAAAGACAAAGAGCAGGGGAAGUCGGGCGAGCUGAACCAGCUCCUGAACGAACUCAAGUCCAUGCAGGAUAAAGCCGUGGCCUUCCAGCAGGAGAGGGAUCAGGUGAUGAUGGCGCUGAAGCAGAAACAAAUGGAGACGACUGCAGUUCAAACCGAGCUUCAGCACAUGAGGGACAAAGAGCAGCGUCUCAACCUGGAGCUGGAGAGGCUGCGAAAUCACCUCCUGGAGAUCGAGGAGUCGUACACCAGAGAGGCUCUUUCUGCAGAGGAUAGAGAGACGGAGCUGAGGAGGAGGGUGGCGAUGCUCGACGAGAAGCUGGCUUCGUCUUCGAGCGCCGUGGAGAAGUCAAGCCAACAGGCCAGCAUGCAGGUGGAGUCCCUGCAGGAGCAGCUGAGCGGAGCGGUGAAGCAGAGGGACGAGGCUCUGAUUCGUCUCAGGACCUCACAGGAGCAGGUCAACCAGUACGCAGUGUCGCUCUCCAACCUGCAGAUGGUGCUGGAGCAGUUUCAACAAGAGGAGAAAGCCAUGUACUCUUCAGAGCUGGAGAAGCACAAAAAGGAAAAAGAGGAGUGGAGGAGGAAAGCAGAGCGGGUGGAAGACCAGGCGUCUUCACUUCAGAUAAACCUCGAUGAAGCCAACGCAGCUCUGGACUCAGCGUCUCGUCUCACUGAUCAGCUCGACCUGAAGGAGGAGCAACUGGAGGAGCUGAAGAAUCAAAUGGAGGUGAGGCAGGAGAUGCUGGAGGAGGCUCAGAGGAAGCUGAUGAACCUCCUGAACAGCACAGAGGGGAAGAUAGACAAAGUCCUGAUGCGAAACCUGUUCUUGGGAUACUUCCACACACCCAAAACAAAGCGUGCGGACGUGCUGAGGCUCAUGGGAAGUGUUCUGGGUCUGACCCGGGAAGACGUGGAUAAGAUGUUGGAGGACGAUGGACGACACGGCGUGACAGGAUGGAUGUCGAGCUGGCUCGGAGGCAGAGGAGCACAAAGCGUCCCGAACACUCCUCAGAGGCCCACGAGCGGACCAGGACUCAACACCUCCUUCUCAGAGAUGUUCGUAAAGUUCCUGGAGAUCGAGUCCACCCCCUCUCUGCCUGCACCCAAGCUCUCAGUCUUCGACAUCAAGCCUCUGAGCGCCCCGCCUUCGAGGAGAACCACCGGUGCUGCUUCCAGCGCUGCCCUGGGAGCUGCAGCCAUCGGGAGGCGACCCGGAGACUCUAACCCAUUCCUGGCCCCUCGCUCGGCCGCGGUCCCCCUGAUGAGCGGUUCUGGUUCCGGAGGCUCAGGAGGAGGUCACCUGCUGAUGAAGCCCAUCUCUGACGCCCUGCCCACCUUCACACCUGUGCCGGUCUCAGCGGAGGCCAGUGCUGGAGCUGUGCUCAAAGACUUGUUGAAGCAGUGAUCGGCCCUGGUGCCAGACGACAGCUUGAUUUUUACACUACAGACUGAGACUCUGGAGCAGUUCUGCUUCUUAUCGCUGCUCAAGUUUUAUUUCCUUCAACAAUAAAUAAUCAGAGAACUCAACGACGUGAAGGGUUACUCUGGUGUUUUUAACCGGGGAUAUAUUUUUACACAUUUUGGGGUCGAAUUAACUCGUAGGUCCAGUUUCUGAUUUUGGCGAACAUCUCCAAGGGGUGUUUGUUUUUGCCGUUGACAGAAUCAGUUUGUAAUUUAACAUUCAAGACAACAUUACAUCAGAUUCCCUGCAGAGAGGGACCUUCUUUUGUUACGGUCAUUUAGUUUUUAACUCCGUCCAUCCAACACAGCCAGACUCCAUUCUUAAAAACGGUCAUUUAACCCUUCAGAGGACACGUGUUGUUGGCUUUCUCCUGAAUGGAUGUUGUUGUUGUGUGACUCCGGCGUUUAACUUGCUGUUUUUGAUCCAACACAAUAUCCAUCUGCUGCACAACUAUGCUAAAAAGUAACCUCUUGACCUCAAACUUUAGAGCUUAAAUGACUGUUUCUGUCUUUGAAGUCUGGUGGAGCUUUGAAGAGAGAGAUGUAAUCGUUGAUUCUUGUUUUAAAAAUGCAGCACACUCUGAGAAGAAGUGUUUAUCCCUGAUGGGAUCCUUUCUGUUUUGAUGUCAAACACUUGAAAUAAGAGUCAGAGCUUAUCAGCUGCAAAAACAAGAACUUUAAAGGGAUAGUUUGUUGUUUUUUAAGUGGGGUUGUUUGAGGUACUUUCCAGUAGUAAGUGAAUUACCCACAGGGGAUCCUGGUUAGCUCGGCCCCUUUGUUGAGAAACCGGCUACAUGCUGCAGACGGGGUCAGCUCUGACUCAAACUCUGAAGUCGAUGUAAGCGUGCGCUCUAUGUGGACAUUUUUCAGUCCUCUACUUUGCCGUCAGAAAGCUCCUUAAAUCAGGUUUAUGAUGUACGAGUCAACUUGAAUUUUGCACUAAUGCUGUUCACUUUGAAACUUUUGCAGAUGACAUAAUGUUGAGCAACAAAUGUUGACACAGUGACGGCUGCAGAGUUUACUUCAGGUCGGGCUUCCCCUUCAAGAACAUACAUGUGCAGUGUCCAUGAGAGGUGCACAAACGAACGAACGGGCUUUCUGAAGUCAGAGUAAAGCACUGAAUCAUUUUAAAUACUGUUCUGCUUUGAUUCCAGAACUCUGACUCCUAUCUCUGGAUUCUGACUUUGAUUCCAGAUUUCUGAGAAGAAGUCUAGAUUCUGACUUUGAUUCCAGAUUUCUGAGACAGGGUCAAGAUUCUGCUUUUGAUUCCGAAAUUCUAACUUUGAUUUUCGAUUUCUGACUCCUAUCUCUGGAUUCUGACUUUGAUUCCAGAAUUCUUACUUUGAUUCCGGAUUUCUGACUCCUAUCUCUGGAUUCUGAUUUUGAUUCCAGAUUUCUGAGAAGAAGUCUAGAUUCUGACUUUGAUUCCAGAUUUCUGAGAAGAGGUCUAGAUUCUGACUUUGGUUCCAGAUUUCUGAGAAGAAGUCUAGAUUCUGACUUUUAUUCCAGAUUUCUGAGACAGGGUCAAGAUUCUGACUUUGAUUCCGGAAUUCUGACUCCUAUCUCUGAAUUCUGACUUUGAUUCCAGAUUUCUGAGAAGAAGUCUAGAUUCUGACUUUGAUUCCAGAUUUCUGAGAAGAGGUCUAGAUUCUGACUUUGGUUCCAGAUUUCUGAGAAGAAGUCUAGAUUCUGAUUUUGAUUCCAGAUUUCUGAGAAGAGGUCUAGAUUCUGACUUUGGUUCCAGAUUUCUGAGAAGAAGUCUAGAUUCUGACUUUUAUUCCAGAUUUCUGAGACAGGGUCAAGAUUCUGACUUUGAUUCCGGAAUUCUGACUCCUAUCUCUGAAUUCUGACUUUGAUUCCAGAUUUCUGAGAAGAAGUCUAGAUUCUGACUUUGAUUCCAGAUUUCUGAGAAGAGGUCUAGAUUCUGACUUUGGUUCCAGAUUUCUGAGAAGAAGUCUAGAUUCUGACUUUGGUUCCAGAUUUCUGAGAAGAAGUCUAGAUUCUGACUUUUAUUCCAGAUUUCUGAGACAGGGUCAAGAUUCUGACUUUGAUUCCGGAUUUCUGACUCCAAUUUCUCGAUUCUGACUUUUUCACAGAAUCCUGAGCAAAAAAAAAAGUCCGUAUUCUGAGAUUAAAGACAGAAUUCAGAGAACAACAAGUCAGAAUAGAGAAAAAAUGUUGAAAUGAAAAAGUCCAAACUCUGAAUCAUUUUUAAAUAGUGUUCACUUUCACCCACAUCAUUGUUUGGGUUUGAGUUACUUUAAAGGAGCUAAGUUAUGUGGUAGAGCUGACCCCGUCUGCAGUGGUUGAUAGUCUAGCUUCCAUUCUUGUUCGACCAAGACUGACCAGAUUCCCUCUUUUAAAAAAAAGGGAACUAUCCCUUUAAGUGGCUUCUCUUUGACUGGGUGCAUGUGCCCCAAAAGGUGACCCUGCAGCGAUUAGAGUCUGCUUUUUUUUUGUCUCCAUGACCCUGAAGUCUCUAAAAAGGACCCCCUGUUUUAAAAUGCCAGACUGGCCCUUUAAUAUUUCCUUUGUUUGAGAGAGGAUUGAAACAAAGUGUUAUUUUUUAAAACCUACUUUUACCUGCAGUUACUGUUCUAUGCAGCAGAAUCUCCCUUUACACGUCAAUCCCUGUUUGUCACACUCAUCCUCAUCGUCAGGUGUUUGAAAGCGAUCAAUGAAGUGACUCCUCAUGAGGACGGGACGCAGGACGGGAACGUUUUCAGCCUCUGGGUCGGUCGCUUUGAGAACAGAGGAGUAGAUUUUCAUAGAAAGUGUCCUUUUGAUCAUCGGUAAGUCUUCGAUUCUUCUUCAUCGCACAAGUUCUGAAAACAAGUGACCUUUCAGACUCACGGUGUGAAGUUGGAUACAUGUGGGUUGAGUUUAUCAUCACCUCUCUCUGCAGAAGGAAACACCUCGUGUCUUUCAGUUUCCAUCCUUCAUCCUACAGCUUUUAUUUCUUGUCUUCAGAGUCUGUUUCUCUUUCGACAAUGCAGUUCCUGAUCCAGGACUCGCCUGAACCGUCUCUGGCAGCAGCCGGCUGUGUGCAGAUUUAUGUGGUUCCCUACAUCUGUUAAAACCAUAAAGAUAUUUUUUGCUAAAUCUUGUCUUUUCCAGACGGCCAGACUGUGAUAUGCAAUAAGCGUUGUAAUUGUGGCUGUGACUGCAGACUGUGGUUGAUCAGAAGCUUGGGACUGCUCUCAUGUUGAAGCACUAUUAUAUAGUUCUAUGUAAAGGGGUGGAGUUUUUCCUAUUUAUGGGCACGGAGGAAGUUUGGGAAGUUAAGUGCCUGCAUUUUUUGCUAAUUAGAUGUAUAAUCAGGAUUGUAAAUGGUUAAUAUAAAUAUAUAUAUUUACUAAAUGUAAAAACUGCACAUUGAAGAUGUUUUACCUGAGCAGAGCCGGCCGUGGUAAAACUGAGCUGCUCAACAUUUUUUAAAGGCACCAAUCAGCCGCUGCAGAAGGAAUGUUACAGGGUUUCUCCGGGUGAAUCCAUCAAAUGUAUAAACUGUAAAUCCUGGCUGUUAAAGAGGUUUUUUUUCUAGAUGUAAAAUCUGAAACUAAGAGGUGUCAGAACAGAGUUAGAUUACCUUGAACCUGGAUCAUCUCUUCCUGAGGUUAGUACCCUGAGACCUGAUGGGAUUUUGAAAUCAAAUAAAGGUACUGCUGACCCUGGA